AUGAAACCUGAGACCCCAAUAUAUCGGUCACUUCCGGACGAUGAUCCGACUAUUCAUGCUCCGCAACCUACGAAGAAGGUUCCUGCCUUUGGAACACCUGAGGUGACAUCCAAACUUGCGAGACUUGGUGAGAGUGCAAACAGCUACUUUGCAAGCCCUGCCAUUACUCCUGCAGCAUUCCUGCAGGGUACGAAGAGUAACUGUGUCCGGCAUGGCCGGAUACCACCGCCUGCAACAGCAACGAAGAACGACAGACUUGGCCCGCCAGACCUAGCGAGGGAUAGGAGUGGCAUAUACCAUCCAACUGGCAUAUCGCAAAUGCGGCAGAUGGAAGCUACAAGUCCUUGGGCCGGACCGACGAGAUAUAUCAUGACCGCCGCUGAUGCGCGGGAUAAGGUUUGCCCUGAUUGUAUGAACGAGCUGAGGAUCAAGCGGAGGGAGUUGAUGCAAAGUACGCCACGCACCGUUUCGAGGCCUGGAGAUCUGAGCAGGAUGAUCUCGACGCAAACCUUGCGAGGCAUCAGCGAAGACGUGCAUGGCAAUAAGCAGGGUCUUGUCUUGUCGAAAGACCUUGGUGAUGGGCUCAACGCUGUGAUUGUUGAGCACAAGGACCUGAAAGACCACACGCUCAUCCUGGAUGCUCCACCGAGAGAACACGACAUCCGCAAACCCUCUGUACCGGAACUCCUGGACAUGAUCGAUGAAGCGGCCAACGAGAUCCAUCUGCACGCCGGUCAAGCGGCCGAACGAUACAUCAGUCGGCCGAGCUUUGCUCAGAUGACACGCAACUCUCUGCUGGGCGAGACCGACUUCGACGCAGUGCUCGCGUACAAUGCGCCCUCGGCCCAGGCUCUGGUGGAGCGUCAAGGUAUUGAUGAUCACUAUCGCGCUUUGCAUGACCGUCUUGCGGAGGCUUCGAGGCGGCCGAGUGUAAAACGGGUUGAUGCUACUGCUGUGGUUGCGAGGGUUGCUGCGACUCGACAGCCAGCAGCUCAAGCAGAGCCAGCACCAGUGCCGCCCAGAAGUCAGCCAAAGCCUACGAGUGCAAGCAGACCUUCACCACCUCGAAUCAUCACAACCAGGCCGACGCUUCCUCAGGUCACAAAGUUCGCGGACGUCUCUCCCAGGCAGACUCCGCCGCCAGAGCACCCGAGCAUUCACCAUGCACCAGAACUCUCGCCCACUCCAACCUCGAACGGAACCGCGUUCCAGACUGGAUCUUCGACCCGACACGGCACCUUCAGCUUCCUCAACCCCUGGAGUCGCAAUGCUACACCUACGACACCUACAGCACACCCGUCACCUGCUCCAACUCAUCCACCAACUACACCAUCACCGACCCCAACGCCAAGUCCUCCCCCAACACACACCGGCCGCGUCCGGCCAGCAGACGAGUCCCCACCGUCCACAACGCCCCAACCAAUCUCCUCGGCUGCGAAUCCCUACCACCACGCUCCCCACACGCCGCCCGAUCUUCCGCAUGCAGCGUACUCUGACCCGAAAGUCAAGGAGCAGCAGCAAAUCAUUCGGGCGGCUAUGCGGAUGGAGAGAGGAAGGGCGGUGCAGGAGGCGUCGAGUCGGGUGGAGAGGGAGGAGAGGAGGAAGAAGAGUCUUGUUGGAGAUGGAGGGAGGAAGAGGGGGUGA
This is a messenger RNA of Saxophila tyrrhenica, 1644 nucleotides long. RefSeq lists its product as uncharacterized. Lineage: Eukaryota; Fungi; Ascomycota; Dothideomycetes; Mycosphaerellales; Extremaceae. The coding region runs from base 1 to 1644 and encodes 547 amino acids. The record is from RefSeq and is a predicted model, not a curated record. The transcript has 2 exons.